UGGCGACGGGCACACUGCACGAUCAACCAAACAGCCAUUUUGCAUUUUAAUUCAAUUCGAUGUCUUUUUUUUCGGCCCCCAACGCAUUGGGCAGGAUAAUAAAUCCAGGAGAAACGGAUAAUCCCUUAGACAUGUCGCGGGAGCCACUAGUGAACGAGGAAAGGCUGGAGACGCUGGUCUACCACCGCUCCAAGCAGUGGUCCAGCCUGAUGAAGAAUUGGACGGAUGGAGACGAAGGGCAGGAGCUGUGUGUCUCUGACCUGGAAGAGAUAUUCAAGGACGAGCAUGAGGAUCCCGAAAUGGAUGACGAGGAGGCCAUUGAGGAUCCCGUUCCGGAGACGAAAGUGGACAUGGCCAACAUUAGUGCCAGCAUGGGUGUGGCGGAACUGACACUUAUUCUGUGCGCGAGCGAGGACAACGAGGCCAAGGCCGAGAUGCAGGAGAUCCUUAACCAGACAAUGCCCGUUGUCCAGGAGCACAAGCGAAAGUGGAAAGAGGCUGGGCUGGACCGCAUUCUGGACACCUUUGACGAGAAGCAAAUUGAGCAGCAUGUGGGACAGUGGAUGCGCCGCAACAACAGUGCUUUUGUGGAGGAGGCCCCUCCUGCCAAGUUCCUGUAUGUGUUAGACCAAGCCUCCAUUUCGGAGGUCAGCGAUAACGAGUCGCUGCACUCCAUCGACACGGCCCGCUACAUUCGGCAAAGCCGGCGGCGCGUGCCCAAGAAGAUCUCCAACACGGCCACCAUUAAGAUGUACCGCACGCACUCCCAUAAGCGGGACGAGCUGCGGGCCAAGUAUGCGUACGACGAUGAGCAGGAGCAUCGACACCACAUGCAGACUCUGCUGCACCGACGGCGGGAGAAGGAGCGACAGGUGACUUACGUCAAUGCAUCACCACAGCACUGCAUGCUCUCGAGCGGCCAUCAUCCGCGGCGCAAGCACAGGCGCAAGCGACACGCCAGCUCGCCAGUCUUUGACUUCUCAUCCAGCGAUGAAGAUGAUCGGUCUUAUGGCCGGUGCGCCUGCCGCUCCUGCAUGUCACAUCACUCGUUGUCCAGGAGUGCAUCCUACCAGUGCUACUCAUAUAGGGGACCCCGAGAUUGCCACCACCACCACCGCUCGGUGGCUUCACGGACUAUGCAUCAUCUGCGCCGCCAGCACACCUUCGACAUCGACAUGGACUUAAGGCCACGUAUGCGGGAGAACGAGUGUAAUUGCUGCACCAGCGACCGGCUUUGCUCCAAUGUAGUGCACAUCGCAAAUAGCUCUACUGAGGAGUGGGUUGUUGAAAACUGCAGUCCCUUGGUUGUGGAGACACCAAAAAAUUACCGGCGGCAGCAAAAGCAGAAACAUCAGUUGGUGGCCAUAACAAAAAGCAACUCGAAAUCAGCUCUGUCCAAGUGUCAUAAGCAGAGAUUACCGAAAAGUUUGAAGACUGUCACCGCUCCCAAGUUGCUCAAGGCACAAGUUAGUCUUCUUGGUGACACAUCUGAUGAUGAAGUUGAGGACUCGCCAAGGAUACGCAAGAUAAAGCCAGUGGCAUCUGCUCCUGUUACUGCAAGAAAGAUUCUCAAAGCGGCUCCUUCAACUUUUAAGCAAAAGCUGAUUCCACCUAAACAGGACAAAGGUCUUAUCAAUUUGAAGAUAAAUCCAGCUGACAUUGUCCAAUCGUCUGACGAAACCGAAGAUGAAGUUCAGAGCUUGGUGGCAAAAAAUUCAAAGAAAGAAUCUGGAUCAGUGAGCUCCUUUGAAAAGAAGACGCCUUCUUCGAACAAACCUAUUUACCGGACCACCAAUCGAUUAUCCAAAAUCCCCGAAGAGGUGACCAGGCCCAAGGAUCCAGAAGAUGAAAAUCCAGCUUCUUCUACUAAAAUCUGUAAAGAGAAAGAAACCUGCUUAGUUGAAAAGGCUUCCUCGAAAGCAUUAGAAACCAACUCUAAGCAGCUCCUGGACGAGCAAAAGACGCAUAAGAAAUUAAUGACAUCGAACCUCGUCCCCGUCGUAUCUUCCGAAAGUAAUGAAUUUGGGACUUCCACCAAAUCUCGAGGAAGACCAAAGAAGAUUGCUACUCUGAACGAAGGACCAAUUGAUCCUAACACAGACAUUGUCCAAUCGUCCGACGAAAGCGAAGAUGAAGUUAAGGGAAGGAGCCGAUUGGUGAGUUUUUCGACAUCAAAACAAUUAAAGGCAACACCUGGGACCGUCAAAGUUGCCGUGGAAUCUUCUCCUCCUAAGAAAGGUGCGACUUCCAGCAAGUCUCGAGGAAGACAAGCAAAAUGUCCUGCUGCUCCGACAAGGAAAAAAAGGACGCCGAUGAAAACCAGCUCCAGCGCUGGUGCAAAGGACAAUGCUGCGAUUCCAUCUCCCGACUCCCAGGAAAUCGUAGCCGAGAAGAUCAAGGCUUCAAAAGCUAAAACUUCUAAUCGAAAGUCAAAGAAAGUGAAAUCAAGCGACUCUGCAAGUCUGGAUAAAGCAACAGACUCGGACGAAUCGGACUUCCAGAGAGCCCUGGCCUUGUCCGCGGAAACGUACAAGGAUGAGCAAUUGAAGCGGGCUGGGGAUUCAGCUACGCCACCAGAAAAUCAGCCUCAGUCGCAGUCACAGUCGCAAUCUCAGCUUAUGUUCAACAAUAACAGCGUGGCCUGCAAUUCCACAGCUUUGGCCAAUGACACGGCCUGUUCACGAGUGCUUUCCCCGUUGAAGUGUGGCUCUAAAAGGGCAGCAGCUGUUAGCAGCACGGAGGCCCAGCGGGCGGAGGUCAUUAACUUGAAUUCAUCGGAAGAAUGUUUGGUGAAAAAGGGCGCCGCCCCAGGUGCCGAUGCGGACUGCACCGUGGUAACAUCCACCACGAUCUGUGAACCUCCUGCUGCCGUUAGUGCUCGCAAGCCACCGCCUCUUAAGAUCAGCAAGCGGGGCAUCCUGCUGCACAACUCGUCCUCGGCUGGUGAAGGCAGCAACUUUACACUGACCGAGCAGAGUCUCGGUGAGGUGAUUGGCGAGCGUUUUGCCCGCAGAUAUCUCAAGUAUCACGUGGGCAGUCGCACCUUUGACAGCAGCCAUUCCGUUUACUAUCGACCCACGGCAAAGUUGGCCGAAGCCUUGAAGGCGGCUUCCAUGGAUACACAGUUGCUCGCUGAUUUAUCGACUUCCGGUUCCAGUGAUGAUGAUGUGUUUGAUCAGAUUCACAAAUACGGGGACGUGUACAGUGUGGCCGAGAACGCCGUUAAGCAUAAGGACUAAGGACUAGGAACUUUGUUGGUCCAAU
This is a messenger RNA of Drosophila serrata, 3264 nucleotides long. It is a transcript of the gene cal1, whose product is annotated as chromosome alignment defect 1. NCBI's taxonomy places the organism in Eukaryota, Metazoa, Arthropoda, Insecta, Diptera, Drosophilidae. The record is from RefSeq and is a predicted model, not a curated record.